Molecule: messenger RNA, 2354 nt
Organism: Entelurus aequoreus (snake pipefish)
Lineage: Eukaryota; Metazoa; Chordata; Actinopteri; Syngnathiformes; Syngnathidae
Gene: ogfod2
Product: 2-oxoglutarate and iron-dependent oxygenase domain containing 2
Exons: 7
Coding region: 284-1336 (350 amino acids)
Molecular function (GO): L-ascorbic acid binding; oxidoreductase activity, acting on paired donors, with incorporation or reduction of molecular oxygen; iron ion binding
Source: RefSeq, a predicted model, not a curated record
CGUAACACGGAAGUAGUCACGUGGCUUUAUGAGUUUGCGCCACAUAAUUAUACAAAAAUAAUAUUUGACUAUUAUAAUUAUUUUGAAUAUUGACAUUAUUAGAUUUUAGUCAGUGCCAUAAAUGGUGAAAAUAGAAGUUUCAUCUUUGUCGAUAGUCCACUUUUGCGUUGUUAGCCGGAAGUUGUAAUCAUUGUCAUUUGCGCCAGCACAAAUAUAGCUUGACGUUAGUCGUCCUGACAUAUUGUAUGUUUUAGUCUUGGCGGUCGUUUUCUGAAGCACGACCAUGACAAACGAGGAAAGUGGGAAGCCACAGUUUUGUAUCUGUAACUGUUUCACCACCGACAACAUUUUUCUGGAAGACUACAAGCUCCAUGUUCGCUUUAUAACAGAGGAGCAGUUCAGACAGGACUACGAAGCACUUCUGAACGGACUUGGCUGCGUCACCCAGCAACAGUUUGAUGAUGUCCUCAACAAGAUUUCGCAGGAAGUGGAAAGGCGAAAGCGUCUAUCUGUGACAUCUAUGGAGAGAAUGUCAGUCAUCAAAAACGGAUACCAGCCUCUUCAUCCUCACGUCUACCAUCUUCAGGAAAACUUCCUCACGCCAAAGUUCAAGCAUCUUGUCGAGUGUUGUCGAAGUGGCUCAGUCACACUCAACAGUCUCUCUGAAUUGUUGGCGGAAGAAGCAGCUUCGAGGGUGUAUCGCUUUCCUGUGUUCCACAAAAACUUCUGUGAGGACCUGAUAGAGGAGCUGGAGCACUUUGAGCGUUCUGCAGCGCCCAAAGGUCGACCUAACACCAUGAACAACUAUGGGAUGCUCUUGAAUGAACUGGGCUUCGACGAGGGCUUCGUCACACCUCUCCGAGAGCAGUACCUGCAUCAUCUUACCUCCUUGCUCUACCCAGACUGCGGAGGAUGCAGUCUUGACAGUCACAAAGCCUUCGUUGUCAAAUACGACAUGAAUGAAGACCUGGACCUCAGCUACCACUACGAUAACGCAGAGAUCACACUCAACGUCUCCUUGGGCAGGGAUUUCACAGAGGGAAACCUUUACUUUGGCGAUAUGAGACAGGUGCCUUUACGUGACAGCGAGUGUACGGAGGUUGAACACAAACGAAGCGAAGGGGUUCUCCAUCGAGGCCAGCACAUGCACGGAGCCCUGCCCAUCUCCUCCGGCCAGCGAUGGAACCUCAUCGUCUGGAUGAGAUCCUCACAGGUGCGCAACAAACUCUGUCCCAUGUGCAACAGGAGGCCAGCGCUGGUGGAAGGAGAGGGCUUCGCGGAUGGCUUCACCAGACACGCCGCUCCACUGCUCGCCAACUCGUGCGCACUUACCUGACGCGUGCCACUGCAAGUGUGAUGUCAUCUGCUUACACAAACAUUCUUCCACUUUUUAACCCACGUGGAUUGAGUUGUGGACAGUGUCAAAGAAAAGUUUUUACUAUUGGAGUCUAUUUAUGUCAGCUUGUUAACCAAACUGAAGGUCAGAGCUGGCCGUCACAUCUUUUUACGUAUAAUGUGUGUCAAUGAAGCACUUUAGCUUCAUGGCUAAAUGUAUUUGUUCUUUCAGUUGUGAAUGUACUUCAUGCACUAUAUUGCCAAAAGUAUUUGGCCACCUGCCUUGACUCACAUAUGAACUUGAAGUGCCAUCCCAUUCCUAACCCAUAGGGUUCAAUAUGAUGUCGGUCCACCUUUUGCAGCUAUUAACAGCUUCAACUCUACUGGGAAGGCUGUCCACAAGGUUGCGGAGUGUGUUUAUAGGAAUUGUCCACCAUUCUUCCAAAAGCGCAUUGGUGAGGUCACACACUGAUGUUGGUGGAGAAGGCCUGGCUCUCAGUCUCCGUUCUAAUUCAUCCCAAAGGUGUUCUAUCGGGUUCAGGUCAGGACUCUGUGCAGGCCAGUCAAGUUCAUCCACACCGGACUCUGUCAUCCAUGUCUUUAUGGACCUUGCUUUGUGCACUGGUGCACAGUCAUGUUGGAAGAGGUAGGGGCCCGCUCCAAACUGUUCCCACAAGGUUGGGAGCAUGGAAUUGUCCAAAAUGUUUUGGUAUCCUGGAGCUUUCAAAGUUCCUUUCACUGGAACUAAGGGGCCAAGAACAACCCCACACCAUAAUUCUUCCUCCAUCAAAUUUCACACUCGGCACAAUCUAGUCCGAAAUGUAUCGUUCACCUGGCAACCUCCAAACCCAGACUGGAUGGAAAAGCGUGAUUCAUCACUCCAAAGAACACGUCUCCACUGCUCUAGAGUCCAGUGGCGACGUGCUUUACACCAGUGGUCCCCAACCACCGGGCCGCGGCCCGGUACCAGUCCGUGGACCGAUUAGUACCGGGCCGCGCAAGAAAUAAUUUUUAUUUUU